CCGGGGGCGGGAGGCUGGACCCGGAGGGCUCUAAAUUGGCCGGAGGAACCCGACCGCGGCGAAGUUGCUAGCUGGGGGCAGAGAAGGCCACGCGGUUGCCGGAAUUGGCCAACGGCUCGUUUCAACCCUGCCUCGUUGGUGGCCACUGGAGAAGCGCGGGGGGCUCCCCAGACAGCCGUGGGGACAAGUUAGAGCCAGCACUUUGCCCCGGGCCUCGCGUGUAGCUUCCCCUCCCCUGCUCUCGGUGCCCCGGUGUCUGGGGUGUCUGGAGGGGAGUGCGGGUGUGCGGGUGUGCCCUCCGUACAUGUCCCACCACCCGGGCAACUCUCUGGGCUUGUGUUCCAUCUCACUCUUGCUUCCCGCACGGUGGUCGAGGGGAGCCACUUUGCAUCAUGUCCCGGUAUAGCUACCAAACUCUUCUGGACUGGCUCUAUGGGGGCGUGGACCCCAGCUUUGCAGGCAAUGGGGGCCCCGACUGUGCUGCCUUCCUCUCUUGGCAGCAGCGGCUGCUGGAAAGUGUGGUGGUCCUGACCCUGGCCCUGUUGGAGAUCCUGGUGGCCCUGCGGCACAUCCUGAGGCAGACGAAGGAGGACGGUAGGGGUGACCAUGGCUGCCAGCCAGAGCAGGUGACCCAGCGGCCAGAGGAAGGCAAGGAGAGCCUGAGCAAGAAUCUGCUCUUAGUAGCCCUGUGCCUGACCUUCGGGGUGGAGGUGGGCUUUAAGUUCGCCACCAAGACCGUCAUCUACCUGCUCAACCCCUGUCACCUGGUCACCAUGAUGCAUAUUUUUCUCCUGGCCUGUCCUCCAUGUCCGGGAGCUACCGUGGUCUUCAAGCUACAGAUGCACAUGUUGAAUGGAGCUCUUCUGGCCUUGCUGUUUCCUGUGGUAAAUACCCGGCUGCUCCCCUUUGAAUUGGAGGUAUAUUACAUUCAGCAUGUUAUGCUCUACGUGGUGCCCAUCUACCUGCUUUGGAAAGGAGGUGCUUACACCCCAGAGCCCCUCAGCAGUUUCCGGUGGGCCCUUCUCUCAACUGGCCUCAUGUUCUUUUAUCACUUCAGCAUCUUACAGAUCUUGGGCCUGGUCACCGAAGUGAAUUUGAACAACAUGCUGUGUCCGGCCAUCUCAGACCCAUUCUACGGCCCCUGGUAUCGCAUCUGGGCCUCGGGACACCAGACUCUCAUGACCAUGACCCACGGGAAGCUGGUCAUCCUGUUCUCAUACAUGGUUGGGCCCUUGUGUAAAUAUCUGCUGGAUUUGCUCCGGCUUCCAGCCAAAAAAAUAGACUGAAGGUGCUUUUUUUUUCUCCCUGAGGAAACAAGUCCUGACUUGACUUGGAGAACACCCAGUUCUUAAUGAAAUCAUGGGAGAGGGCAGUAGGAUAUUUGGUGUAUUUCCUUUUUCCUCCUCUCUGUCCCUUUCUUCCACCACUCUUCCUUCCCCAGCUCUUCCUCCCAGGAUGUCACCUGGAACCUGAGGUAUAGUGCUGAUGGCUGGAUUUGUCCUCCUCCCCUUUGCUCUUUCUCCCUGCUCCUAGUGGCCUUAUAUGGAGAGACGGUAGUCAGUAGCUUUCACUGCUUGUUGGUGCUUUAACAACAGCUGGUUGAGGAUAAAGGGAACAACAAGCAGUAGUACUUUUGGCAUCGCAGUGAUGAGAUUGGUUGCAAUUCAUUUCUCCACUGCCAGGGACCUACAGAUUUAUGCUGGGGUCCCCUUUUGUCUCCAGCAUAGCCCCCACCAUAAGGGGACUGAGGCCUUGUUUCUAUACCAGCGGCAAGCCAAGAGCCAAGGGACUUCCCAGCUCAUGGCCAAAAUAGAACUGGCCAGAUUCUUCCCAUUGGUGCCCCAUGACUCAAAGCAAGCAGCCAACCAGCCACAUUCUCCAGGAGGCUGCCUGCAAUGGGAGGUGGGGCACUACCCAGCCCAAAGGUUUGAUUCCAUUGAGGAGGAUAGAGAGCUGUUGCAGUGGCAAAUCCAAAGUGAACAAGGUUAAAAUGUCCACAACUAAUACUAAGCAGGACCCUGGGUACAUUCUGCCAGUGGAGCUGAGAACUGACCCAUAUUCCAAUCAGAAGUGAGCAUAGAAAUUAAUCAGCAGAAGUGGUAACUUGAGAAAAUAGUGAUUUGAAUCAUAUGCUCCAGUUUAGUUUAGUAUUGAUAAUAGAUUCCUCUUUAAUAUUGAGUGCCCCUUAAAUUUUUUUUUUCUCUCUUUUCAAAGGCAGCUUCAGGGAAGGAUGAGCUAGAGUUGUUUUUUUGUAGGGGUUUUUGUGUGUGUGUUUUGUUUUUGUUUAUUUGCUUGCUCAUUUGUUUUAGGGUGUUUGAGUUUGGAGAAUCCUUGCAUCAGGGCCUAUCUCUAGAGGGGCUCUUGUCAAUAUAUUUUGUGGUCUUACAGGAUAUGUCAGCAUCCAGGUUUGGGGAAGAUACAGAUCCUGCUGGUAUUGUUUCCCUAGGUCCAGAUCUUGUCACUGUAGCCAGACUCAGUGCUGAAUUGGUUAGCUUGGGAGUCAUCACAUGCUCCCCACCCCAAAGCCCAUGUCUAGUUUGAAAGGGAGGUAUCAAGGAAUCAAGUCCCCAGGGGUGAAGAUUCACGUGCUCCAAAUGAAGACCUUUCGUUGAAAGACUUGAGCUCAGUCAUGCGUGGAUCUCAAAAAGGGAGGCAGUAGCUUGACUUUUGCUGAUUGCUUGUUAGCUCAUACUAAGAACAGAUUUGCUUAACAACAGAAAAGAACCCUGGCUGGUGUGGCUCAGUUGGUUGAGCUUUGUCCCAUGCACCAAGAGGUUUGAUUCCCAUUCAGGGCAUAUGCCCAGUUUGCAGGCUUGAUCCCCAGGAGGGGGCGUGCAGGAGGCAGCUGAUUGAUGUUUCUCUCUUUCCCACCCUUCCUCUCUCUCUCAAAAAAUAAAUUUUAAAAACAUUAAAAAAAAACACAGAGAAAAGAUGGUUUAAUGACUUCCUCUGGUGAGCCUCCCCUCCCACCUCCCCCUCUAGGCAACCCAUUUGCUCUGGGCCUGUUCCAGAAAUUCAGGUGUUCCUGUAUUAGAUGUAGAUUGAGCUUCGGUGACUCAGUGAUCAUGAUUUUCACAAAUGGACCUACAGGAGGCAGUAGAAUGUAGGAGAGUCUCUGAGUAAGGUAAGGCCCAGGGAAGCAAUCAUGGACCACCCUUUCACAGAGGCCUGCUGGCACUGAGGUGAUCAGUCUCCAGGGGUUGGGGGAACAGGAGGCAGAAAACUGGGUACUCCCAGUUCCCACGAGCUCCUCAUGACAUGCAAUCUUCAUUUUCUGCUGUCUUUGCGGGCUUGGCCAAGUUUUUCUUAGUGUCUCUCACCCUAGGGUUGCCUUCCAGAAGAGGCACCUUUUGAUUGGCUUGAUUUUCCUUGCCCACCAUCAAACUGCUAAGGCCUUAGUGCCCCUCGGCCUCUUCACAAAAGAAAAAGUUGGAAGGAGGUCAUGGGUGGAGCCCUUGAGGGCCUGUCCUGUCCCCUACCAGUACAUGGAAUCUUUGUAGGCAGAUGAUGUACCUCAGCUGACCACAGUGGCGUAAGUGACUCUGAAUGAGCUCUCUUUCUCUCUGUCUGUGUGGCAUGGCACAGGUUGCCAGUCAGCCUGAGCUUUCCUUGCAUUGGCAUGCUUCUAAAAGCUGGCCUUUGCCCUGGCUACAGCUCACUGUCCCGAUCUAGCUGGCAUUUUCUGCUGCUUGGAAGAAGAGAGUGAAAGCCAUGUGCCUGCUCUGGCCAGGCCAGAGACAGAUACACCUGUCAGGGGAAGGAGGAAGUGAAGGGGAGAUGCAGGGUUUCUGGGGGCCAGGUUGGCUCAGAAACAUGUAGGUAGAAGAAACAGAGAGUGAGCCUAGUCCAGAGGUUCCACAAGGAGCCAGGGAUUGUGUUUGAGGUGUUAGGGGGCAGCAUGCACCUGAAUUGGUCUGUACCUCACUCUUAAAGGUAACCUGACCAGAACCACAGCAGCCUGCCUAGAGGGUGGCGCCCUUCCCAGUGGGCCCAGGCUGCCUAGCUCCUCCCCAGAGCUUUCCUCUCAGUGCCAAGGAGGUUUCCCAACCACCCUAGCCAAGUUUCCAUAUGUCAUUAGCCAGUGUGUGAGAGCUUGGUGUGUGUCUGAGAGAGUGUCUAUAGAAGUGGACAGUUUCUUUUAAAACAGCCCUAAGAAGAGAAGUGAGUGUUCCCUCAAGCCCCUGGGUAGCCCUGGCCAAGAAUCUGGGCCAAUGAAAACAGUCUGGUCAGCUGCUCAACUUGUGGCAUCAGCUCAUAAUAGCAGAAAUAUGGACCGUCUGCUUGUGGUCUCAGAAUUUGGUUUUGUACACCAAAGAUGAUCUGGCCCAUCUUCUUCCCAGUGAUGCAUACCUCUGUGCGCUUGUGAGAAAAGUACAGACUCAGUUUCCCCAAGUCAAUAUUCUCUCUUUAUCCUUGAACUUCCCAGAAUUCACAGAAGCUGCUUGCAGGGUGGUUGGGAUACAUGGGGUGGUUGGCACACUUUACCAUCUAGUGCAGGGGUGGGCAAACUUUUUGACUCGAGGGCCACAAUGGGUUCUUAAACUGGACCGGAGGGCCGGAACAAAAGCAUGGAUGGAGUGUUUGUGUGAACUAAUAUAAAUUCAAAGUAAACAUCAUUACAUAAAAGGGUACGGUCUUUUUUUUCAAUAGUUUUAUUCAUUUCAAACAGGCCGGAUCUGGCCCACGGGCCGUAGUUUGCCCACGGCUGAUCUAGUACCACAAGUCUAGGUAUCAGAUCAUCUCUCUUGCCACAGCCUCAGCCAGAGCUUUGCUAUUUGUGCUCAUUGAUAAUUCAGUGUUUUGGGGAGUGGGCACAGCUCCCCACAAAUGACAAGUUGUCAGCAGGUCUCCUGGCACUGUUGGGACUGGGUGGUGCCCUGGAAGUAAUCUGGGUGGCUCAGUGGGUGAAAGAAGGCCCUUCCUCCUGCUCCCUUGGCCAAAAAGACUUCCCUGGAUUUGUAGAUGUUGAUCCAGAUUCAUCUGUUCUCUUUGGAAGACUGAAGAGGCGGUAUUGGAGGAGAAAAGAAGAGUAGAUGCAGAUGCAGUGCUGGUUUUGGUAAAUCUGGAGCAGGCAUAAGAGAGGGGGUCCCACAGGCCCUCUCGUGCUUCUUGUCAAGGCCCCGGACUGAGAAGGGGCCUUCCUGCUGCAUGCCCUGCCUGCCCUCUGGAUGGUGGGUAGAGUCCUGACAGGGAGUGAGCCUUCCUCUUCUGUAUAUAGACUGAGCCACUUUGUGCUCAGGAAAACCUAGUCAUUUGUUGUUGAUCUUGUCUGUGACAUUUUUGUACAGUGGAUUGCUACUGAGUGGCACGAAACAAAACAAAAGUCAUUUUAAGCAAAGCUCUUGUUUUGGAAACUUGCUUUCUUUUGGUGUCAGUUUUGUAUUAUAUUUUAAAGAAUUCUUCAUUUAUAUUGGUGUUAUUGUGGUACAGAGAAUAAGAUAGUCUGAUCUGUAAUUAUUUCUGCCAGAAAAUUGGCAAAUGACUCUUUCCCUCUUACUGCCCCCCUUCCCCCAUCCUUCCUCAUUCCCAAGACAGAUUGCUAUGCACUGGGCAGACCAUCCCUGUCGUCACUCCUUCUCCUCUGUGACUCCCUUUAGGACCAGUCUCUCUAAUCCCUUUAAACAGCAGCAGGGUGAGUAUUUUUUCUAAGCUGGUUCUUGGGUGCUCUGUGCCCCCACCAGUUUGCUCACCUCUUGGGGCAUUUUGUAACAUGUUUUCCCAGUUUUCUAUAACCUUUUGAUUGUACUGAAAUGGUUUCUGCAAUCACCUUUGGAAAUAAAUAGUCAUUAAUUUGUGUACUUGGCAUUCUGCAUUUUAGUCUUAGGUGUUUUUAUUGUUGAAGACCCCUGAAUGGAAAGGAACCCUCACCAUUGGACUUGCUGUUACAAUGUUUUCUUCAUUUACUGUUAUUAAAAGAUUUAUGAGAA
Messenger RNA from Myotis myotis, 5927 nucleotides. RefSeq names its product transmembrane protein 164 (gene TMEM164). The transcript is spliced from 7 exons. The coding region runs from base 393 to 1286 and encodes 297 amino acids. NCBI's taxonomy places the organism in Eukaryota, Metazoa, Chordata, Mammalia, Chiroptera, Vespertilionidae. The record is from RefSeq and is a predicted model, not a curated record.